AUGGUUAGUCUAUUGAUUAAGAAUGAUGAUACACGAGAUGAAGUUAUGUCAUGCAUUUCCAAAAUUUAUCAUCAUCGUAUUUUAUAUAUUCUUAAAUUUCUUGAUCAUGGUUUUGAUGAAAUCUACUGGAUGGAUUCAAAUACAAUUGUUUAUCGAGAUUUGACAAAUUAUUUACGAGAAUUUCGAUGGUCCAACAAAUUAUUUUAUUUCAUUCUUGAUCAUAUCAUGUAUGAUUCAUCGUUUGUUACUAAAUGGAAACAACAACAUCCAGAUACAUUUAUACCACAAGCAUGCUUUAUGGGUUUUAAGUCAUCAUGUAUGAGAACAUUUUUUGGUUUGUGGAAAAAUGCAUGGAAAAUGUGGAUUGAACCAAAACCAUUUACAAUGUACCAAGACCCAAAUCCUGAUUUUUCUGGUUCAAGCUUUUGUACUGAACAAUAUGCGCUCGGUAAUGCAAUAUCUGACUUCAUAGCGCAAGAAGCAGUUUCACAUACAAAAGCAUAUGAUUAUAGAGAAUUUAUAUUUACAAUUGCACGAAAACUAAUUUUGAUUGAAUCAAAUGAACGACUAGAAACAUUUUAUCCAUCGUCCAAAUUACAAUCUUUGCUCCAAUCUUGGGCAUAUGUUUCAUCUUUUCCUUAUUCAUUCGGUCUCAACACAUAUUUUAUGAGGAAUUCGUUCUAUCGAAUAUCGAAUUAUCAAGGAUCUACAAACAUUUCUUUGUGGCGUUCAAUGUUUCGGUGUUCUUUCUCAUAUGGAGAUUCAUUUAUUGAUUCAUUUAUUGAUUGUUUAUUUCAUUUCUAUAAUCAAAACUAUGAAGCUGGUUAUGAAUGGUAUUUUAAAAACUUCAUCAAAUCGUAACUGAUCUUGUUAACAUUGACCUUUUUCAUUUGAUUGAAACAUCCAUGAAUAUGAUUUUCGAAACAACUGUGUGUAAUUUUUUCUUUGAUUUACAGAACUCAUUUUCAAACAGUGGAUAUGGGUGUGGAAUGAGUUUAGGUGUGAGUCUUCUCUUCAUCGAUCUCGAUACCAACACUGUAGUAUUUUAGAUUAUUCAUAAUUGAGAUCAUUUAUAUUUAUCACGCCUAAAUUAAAAACUUGUGAUACAUAAUGUUUUUAAAGUAUUAUCACUCGAUAUUUUAUUCGAAGAAAAUUUGAAAUCUUCCUGAAAAAAAAGUCUUUCAUUAAUUUUCAGGUAAACCAUUGAUUGUAUGACCUUGUUUCCAUGAUUGAAAUCGUAUUCAGACCAAUGAUUUCAACGCAUUAGUCGUUUAUUCAUGAGUGUUGUUUAGUCAUAUUAAUACAUUGCCUACUUCUGGAUGAAUAAAAUUAUAAAGAAGAAUCUUAAGAAGUUCUCAUCAAGUAACAACAGUAAUAUAAACGAUCUUGAACCAAUAUUUUUGUGCUAAUCUUAGACUUGUCAAGAAUUUUUUCUAUCAUAAUGAGCAGUUUUUUCUAUAAUGAUAUUUAGAACAAUGUGAAGUCAUACGCAAUCGUUAUGAAGUUCGAAACAGCCGAAAAUAUUAUUGAUUAUUCUACGUUGAAAAUAUUUAAUUCUCGAAGAAUGGGUUAGUUUGUUUCAAAAUCUCAUAGAAAAUACUUCCAACAUUUUUUGCUUCGCUCAUUACACAUGUGUGUAAAGAUGAGUGUUCAAAAGAUUUAUUAUGUUUCAUGCCUAAUACAUUGAGCUUGAUAUAUUCGUCAGGUGUUCUAUUUUCUUUCACGGGGACAGCUCAUCCUGUAUCGAUUUAAUAUAGAACUCAGAAUUAUCAUUAUCAUACAAAAGAAGACACUACACACUGAAAGUCUAUAUAGGUCAGAAGAGAAUACGAAUAUUAAUCUUGACAUUUAACGUACGUUCAGUUUAAAAUAAGAUGUAAUCAGAUUUUUAGCGUAUUUUUUACACCAUCCCACGGAAUUUUUUUUUUCGAAAAACCACUCGAAACCGCAGUUGGUAGCAGUCUUUUGAACCGUAGUGUUUUGAAACUGCGUUGCUCGUAUUCGUGAUCGCGGUUCUAUAUACCGCGGUAUUCAGUGAUGUAAAAAAUCGCAGUAUAAUAAUUGGAAACCGUGGUACUUUUAGUGCUUAAACCAUCGCGAUGGAAUGUGUAAGGAUGAAAAGGAUGUCGUGCCCUGCUAUUUUCAUGCAAAUUUUGAAUAAGUUUUCUUAUUCUAUCACUCACUAAAAAGUAACUUUGCAGUAAUAGAGCUUCUAAAAGUUCACUGCAAGUUUCUUGAAGGGCGGCUCACCUGAACUUUAUCAUAAUUUUAGGUCAGUCUGACUAUACCUGAAUCAGGUAUGGUCAUAGAAAUCGUGGUAUAUAGCGGUCUAAAAAAUACCGCGUUUUUCAGCGGUUUCAGAAAACCGUGAAAGUCAGACCUUUUAUGCUGUUUCGAAUACCGGUAAAAACCGCGGUUCUUGGCGGUUUUCAUAAACCUUAUAAAAGGUCUGACUUUAAGCGAUUUCGUAAAACUGUUAAUUACCGUAUUUUGUGAACCGCGCUUUCUUGUGGUUUUUGUUCAAAAAAGUUUCCGUGAAUUAUGGAAAGCCUCUAUGCGUAAUUACUAGCAAUAACAUAUUUUAGCCAUUGAAAUGCAAUUUACCAAGCGAUUUUUAACAAAAUAGUCGAAAAAUGCAGGUUUCUUGUAGUAUUUUGAUAGAAAAAAAUACUUUCUCAACGUAGCAGAAAAACGUAAUUCUGUAAAAACGUUUGAGUAAAACCUUCAGGAGAGUAGAUAGGAAGAUCUUUUUUUAUAUGUGAAUCGAUGCAUUUUUAUUUUCUCAAUCCAAUGGUAAAAACUGUAGGUCUCUAUCCAAGGGGGAAAAAUCUCAUUCGGGCAUUCCGAGCCAUUCCCAGCCAUUCCAAUCCACUCCGAUCCAUUCCAAUCCACUCCGAUCCAUUCCAAACCAUUCCAAUCCAUUCCGAUCCAUUCCAAUCCAUUCCGAUCCAUUCCUAGCCAUUCCGAUCCAUUCCAAUCCAUUCCGAUCCAUUCCAAUCCAUUCCGAGCGAAACACAUAUAUCCAGCAUUUGUCUGCUACCGAGUCAAAGAUCAAGGGUCAAAGGUAGGGGUGGACCAUUUAAUUUAACGGGACUUAAUUAAUGACAUUAAUUAAUGUUUUUCAUUAACCAUUAAUAGUAAUGUUAAUGUUAAUGAAAAAAAUUAACAUUAAUAUUAAUGAUUAAUGAUUGAUAUGAAGCAAAUAUUUUUUUUAUUUUGAUUUUUUCAUGGAAGAAAAGUUAAUUUAAGAAAUACUGAGGGUAAUCUCGAUAAUUUUUCAGGACCUCUCUAAUGGAAACCAUCAUAACUAUUCAAGACAGACUUCAUGAGUCAAUCAAGAAAAUAAAUUCUAAGGAAAAAAUUAACAUACGUCAUUUUUUUUCAUUAAUUGGUAUCUCACGAAAAAAUAUCUUCAGAUUUCUAUGGUCUACAAAGCGAGAUACCAAAUAAUGGACCUGGCGUCCCAGAAAGGAAACUCGAUCUAAUUUUAUUAUCCGAAGAAUCAACAGUCAUCCCUGAUUAUUUUUUACAAGUUUAUUAUAUAUUUUCUCAUGAUUCAUUUUUAAUGUCUGGGGUCCCCUCAGGCAUCAAAAACAAUUAUUUUUGUCGCCGUUCAAUUAGAAGUCCCUAUAACUUGGCAGGACUCAGUGGUUUGAUUACAAAUCUAACAGUUUUUUCUUAAAUUAGUUGGAUAAUAACAAACGUCUAUAACACUUUUUGAAAGCCCUAAAAAACGUUUUUCAUCCAGACGUUCAUCAAAAAUCAAUUUAGGUUCACAAAAAGACUUACUCGACGAAAAUUCUUUUCUCUAUCAAGAUUUAUAAGGAGUUUGGAGACAUUCAAACCUUUCCCUACACAAUAAAUGCCAAAUACCGCCCAGAUUGGGCCAUAUUGUCAAAGCUACUGUUUGUUUAGCCUUUUGAAGUUAUAGUUUAUACAAGUGCAUCAGUAAGAUUUUCCUAUUAAAUAUGCAAUUCUAUGUGUUCUUUCUAAUAAAACUGUUUUAAACUUGAAAAUCGAUGUCUAGUAAAGCACUUUUGCUCAAAUAUGACUCAUAGAACCCAAUGUCUAUCAUUUUUGUUUCCUAUUCGACGCUUUUCGAACAGAACAAUCCUGGUUUGACUUCAAUCAAAUAUUAUAUUUAGAAUCAGCAUAAUGCUCUAUGUCCAUCUAUGUGUAUUUGAAAUUGUUUCUGCGGUCUUUUUUCGAUCAAAUUUUUGCUCCUGAUUCUCCUGAAAGAUAAAUGAAAAAAUAAAUAUGAUGAAAACAACUCUCGCAUUGGUUAUAAGUUCUGUAGGUUGUUUUGUGUUUUCGGCAAAUUUAACGCCUUGCACGUCGUGAUUGAAAAGGGAUAGAACUCUGAAAAUUUUAGUAUAAUUCGAAGUCAAAGAUACCUAACUACACUAAAAGUUUCAGACUUCUAUCACUUUUCAAUCAUAAGAUGGAAGGCCUUAAAUUUGUCUAAAACACAAAAAAAGGUGCAGAAUUUAUGUAUCAAUGGAAUAUUUGAUGGGUUAUUUAUUGAUCUUUUGCCUUCAAGCAGGUAUUUCACAAGUUUAAGGGAUUGUUUUGAUUGUAGAAAUGACUUUUUCAAUAAAUCAAUGUUUCACAUACUCAGUCGCCACGCGAAGUUUCGAAGAUUGUGAGAGGUGUAUGAUAAAUUAUGGUAUAUAAAUGGAGAUUUUCAAGAAAAUGUUGCGAAAAAAUGCGUAAAAUAUAGUGGAAAUGUGAGUCUAUAGGCUUUUUUAUUUCAAACUGAAUUCUAAAAUCAAAAAAACCACACCAAUUUCUUCCGAAUCAAACUUUUCUCGCUUGAUACUACGUAGUCUCACUAAAAACCCUUAGUCCCCCCUAGUCCUGCAAAGUCCCCCUUAGUCCCCCCCCACAAAAAGCUUAGUCCCCCCUUAGUUCCCUGUGCAGGGGACUAAAGCCUAUAGUACACAAAACCACAAGCACACCCUCACCCUCACUCGCGCGCCAACACCCACACCAUGGGUGUGGGUGUGGGUGUGGGAUCCACACCCAGACCCACACCCUCAGUCACCCCCCUCACUCCUAGACUCACGUUUCAGUUUGAAAUCAAGUAUUAUUUUUAUUUGAUAAAUUCAGACUGAAAUUAAAUAGCCCAUUGUAUGGGAAAUGUGCACGUGUUGUUGGGGAAGAACUAAAAGCUUUUGUUUAUUGAAGGAGACUCGCCUAGAUGCUCGCUUACAUGGAACCUGCAGAUAUCUUUUAGGGAAUCAACAGCAAAAAUUUAAUCAAAAAAAAGGUCAUAAAAACAACUUCAAAUGCUCACAAUCUGCGUGUAAAAAGUCUUUACACUAGGAGUGGACCAUUUUAUUUAAUGGGACUUUAUCACUGACAUUAAUUAAUAACUUCACUUAACCAUUAAUAUUAAGGGUUAAUGUUUUCCUUUAAAAAACUUCAUUCAUUAAACAUUAAUUCAUUAAUAUUAAGUCAUUAAUAUUAAUGAAAACGUUAACAUUAAUAUUAAUGUUAACGUUUUCAUUAAUCAUUAAUAUUAAUGAAUUAAGUUUUUAAAGGAAAACAUUAACCAUUAAUAUUAAUGAUUAAUGAAAAACAUUAACAUUAAUAUUAAUGUUAAUGAAAAAUAUUAAUAUUUAUUUAAGAUUAAUGUUAAUGGCCCACCCCUAGUCAAAGGUCAACUGCACAGGGGAACUACUCAGACAUUCCAAUCCAUUCCGAUCCAUUCCAAUCCAUCCCUAGCCGUUCCGAUCCAUUCCGAUCCAUUCCGAUUCAUUCCAAGCCAUUCCGAUCCAUUCCAAGCCAUUCCGAGCCAUUCGAAUGGCUCGGAAUGAGGUUUUUCCCCCUUGUCUCUAUCUCAUUCCUGCGAAAAGUUAUUCGAAAAAUACCCACGACCUUUUAUGUCUGAAAUGGACAGUAAAUUUGAUCAUAAUAGAUCCAUGAGUAGGAUGAGUUUCAUGGAUCUCGCUUGCAAUUUAUCAAUCGACAAACUGACUCUGCGGGAUUAUUUUCAACGAUGACGACAUCAAGCGAAAUUCCGGAAGCGAAUUGAGCCUACUCUACCGAUAAUGAAAUCUAUUUGGUCACUGAAUUCUUUUUCAGAAAUUACUAGUCGCACGUAGGGUGUGAAUGUGGAAUCUAAUGAAGCAUACUGACACUAGCAACCCUUUGUUGAUGUUUACAAACCGAUCUAAGCUUGAUUCAAAUGCUCAUUCAUAAAAUGCAUCCAGUCCAAUAAUAAUAUGUCUUAAGUAUUUGCAGAUACGGAAGAAUAACUUAUAGUCCAAAGAGAGCUAUAGUGUUCAGGACAAAAUAUAAGAAUCAAUGUAUCAUAAAUGUCUACGUCCGCUACAGAAGGGUGGGGUGUCGGUGUGGGUGUGGGUUUGGAUGGGCGGGUGCGGGUGCGAAUAUUACCUUUUGCACACCCACACCGACACCCAAACCCAAACCCACACCCACACCCACACCCACACCCC
This is a messenger RNA of Rotaria sp. Silwood1, 6461 nucleotides long. The record is from the annotation of a GenBank genome assembly. Lineage: Eukaryota; Metazoa; Rotifera; Eurotatoria; Philodinida; Philodinidae.